AUGGCAUCCGUCACUUCACUCACUGUCUCAAUCCCAUCCACUUCAACUUCAACUUCCAACCUCAAGCAACAACAACAACUACUACAACCGAAGUCGAGAUGGUUCUCAAUCGAAUUCUUUAUCUAUUAUCUUGUCUUUGUUUGCUCACUCAUCAAGAUGGUCUCAACUACCCUCUCACUAAGUCAGGAACAACAUCGAAACUAUCCGUUCUAUAAACAUAAACUCUCCCCUGGUUGGAUAUUCGAUCGCAAGAUUGAUAUCUCCGAUUCACAAUAUCGUCGCUUUCGACUAGGACUUGGUCAAUUGACUGCAUUGGCGUUCGGCUAUUUACUCAUCGCUCGACUCGUUGGCCGUCAUUCCCGAAACCGCAUCAAAUUUCAAACUUGUGCAGCUGCUUUGAUCCUCCUCGCACUACAUGGUACAUCGGUCUUCAAGAUUCUCAUUAUCAUCACUGCCAAUUAUCAUCUGGCUCGUCGUGCACCAUCACCUUUGAUUUGGGUCUUUAAUGUCGGGGUAUUGUUUGCGAAUGAUUAUUGGGACGGUUAUCGGUACCGGCACUUUUUGCCCCUUUUGUCUUUCCUGGUCAGAAAAUAUCGUGGAUUGAUUCCACGAUGGCAAAUCGGCUUCAAUAUCUCCAUGCUUCGUCUGAUCUCUUACAGCUUUGAUUAUCAAUGGGCAGCGGCUGCAAAAGCCAAACAAACUACCAAUUCACCUCGAGAGUUAUCUGAAUAUGGGUUCAUCAAUUAUUUCAAUUACGUUUUCUAUCCACCACUCUAUAUCGCUGGACCGAUCAUCACUUUCAAUAAUUUCACAUCUCAGAUUGCCAGGUCACCCAGUACCAUUACUCCCAGAAUGAUCAUUGGAUAUUCGAUUCGGUUUUUAAUCUGCUUCCUUACAAUGGAAUUCGUCUUGCACUAUAUGUAUGUAAUCGCAAUCAAGGAUGCAAGAGCCUGGGGGGGAGAUUCACCAUUUGAAUUGAGUAUGAUCGGAUACUGGAAUUUGAUAGCUGUGUGGCUCAAGUUGUUGAUUCCUUGGAGAUUCUUCAGGUUAUGGGCUUUGCUGGAUGGGGUGGAUGCACCUGAAAAUAUGGUCAGGUGUAUGGCCAAUAAUUAUUCCACUUUGGCCUUCUGGAGAAGUUGGCAUCGGAGUUAUAACUUAUGGAUUGUCAGGUAUAUCUAUUUACCGCUAGGUGGAUCUAACAAUGUUGUACCAUCCACUAUCUUGGUUUUUACUUUUGUGGCACUUUGGCAUGAUCUUUCGUUGAGAUUGCUAUGGUGGGGAUGGCUCGUUAGCGUCUUUGUGAUUCCUGAAGUAUUAGCUAAAAAGGUCUUUUCGGGUUCAAUUCAUGAGAAGAAAUGGUAUUUUAGACAUUUGUCUGCUAUUGGUGGAACAUUGAAUGUUUUGAGUAUGAUGUCUGCCAAUCUUGUUGGAUUUGCUAUUGGAUUGGAUGGGGUUAAAGUUAUGUGGUCUCAAAUCCUUGGAUCUUGUUAUCUUUCAGGCUUUUUGACCCUUUUGACUACUGUUGGUGCGUUAUUUUGUGCGGUACAAAUGAUGAUGGAAUAUAGGGAGGAAGAAAGAAGAGAAGGGAUUUGGAGGAAGUGUUGA
Messenger RNA from Melampsora larici-populina 98AG31, 1605 nucleotides. RefSeq lists its product as uncharacterized. The record is from RefSeq and is a predicted model, not a curated record. The transcript has 11 exons. Gene Ontology annotation, biological process: GPI anchor biosynthetic process. The coding region runs from base 1 to 1605 and encodes 534 amino acids. Gene Ontology annotation, cellular component: endoplasmic reticulum. NCBI's taxonomy places the organism in Eukaryota, Fungi, Basidiomycota, Pucciniomycetes, Pucciniales, Melampsoraceae.